This is a messenger RNA of Cucumis melo (muskmelon), 1646 nucleotides long. RefSeq names its product GDSL esterase/lipase At4g01130. Lineage: Eukaryota; Viridiplantae; Streptophyta; Magnoliopsida; Cucurbitales; Cucurbitaceae. The transcript has 5 exons. The record is from RefSeq and is a predicted model, not a curated record. The coding region runs from base 101 to 1291 and encodes 396 amino acids. Gene Ontology annotation, molecular function: hydrolase activity, acting on ester bonds.
CUUAAAGAGCAUUAGCGAUCUAAGAAACAAAUUUCACAAAUCAGUCUCACUCUGCUCGUCCCCAAUUUCUUCUCCGAUAUAUUUUUUUUACGACUACAUCAUGAUUUUCCUUUUGCCGUCGCAAUCUUCACCUCCAUUUUUCUACAUUUUUCUCCUUGUUCUACUUACCGUCACAGCACUAUCUGCGGCGGCAACGACACAAUCGAAGUGCAAAUUCGAAGCCAUCUUCAAUUUCGGUGACUCUAAUUCCGACACCGGGGGGUUUUGGGCGGUGUUUCCGGCUCAACAUGGACCUAAUGGCAUGACCUUCUUCAAGAAGCCCACCGGGCGUGCCACCGACGGAAGGCUCAUUCUCGAUUUCCUUGCAAACUCAGUUGGACUUCCAUUUAUAAGCCCAUAUAUGAAAGCAAUAGGUUCAGAUUUCAAACAUGGAGCAAACUUUGCAACAUUAGCUUCAACAGUGUUAUUGCCAAACACUUCCUUGUUUGUCACUGGAAUUAGCCCCUUCUCUUUGGCCAUUCAGCUCAACCAAAUGAAGGAAUUCAAACUUAGAGUUGAUGAAUUCUAUUCUUCUUCUUCUUCCUUUUCCAAAGGAUGGAGCCAACUUCCACCACCAGACAUCUUUGGAAAAGCAUUGUAUACAUUCUACAUUGGUCAAAAUGAUUUCACCUCCAACUUAAAAGCUAUUGGAAUUGAAGGUGUUAACCAAUAUCUUCCUCAAGUUGUUUCUCAAAUUAUUGAUACCAUCAAGGAGGUAUACAAGUUGGGAGGAGAAACGUUUCUAGUAAUGAAUAUGGCUCCAGUGGGGUGUUACCCUGCCCUUUUGGUUCAGCUUCCACACAAAAGCUCAGACAUUGAUCAAUAUGGCUGCUUUAUCUCUUACAAUAAAGCUGUAACAGACUACAAUGCCAUGCUUAAGAAAGAGCUCGAACGAGCAAGAAGCGUGCUCCCUAAAGCUUCACUCGUUUACUUCGAUACCCACUCUAUUUUGUUGCAACUCUUUCGACAUCCCAACUCGUACGGUCUUAAAUAUAGUACGAAAGCUUGUUGUGGCCAUGGUGGAGGACCCUAUAAUUUUGACCCAACAAUUUUUUGUGGAAAUAGUAAGAAGAUGAACGACAAAAUCUUAACAGCAACAGCUUGCUCUGAUCCUUAUAACUAUGUAAGUUGGGAUGGAAUUCAUGCCACAGAAGCUGCAAACAAACUUGUUACUUUAGCUAUUCUCAAUGGCUCUUAUUCUGACCCUCCCUUUUCCUUUCAAAACCUUUGUGAUCUCCAACCUCUAGAUUGACCAAAUCGAUCUUCGAUAAAACUGUUCGAUGUGAACCAAUUAGAUGUCCCUGUUCUAGGAAUAAGAUCGACUAUAUCGUAAAAAUUGUCCCUAAAGUGUAAAGUUAAUUGGUUUCAACCAUACUCCUUUUGUAUGUUCGUUUUACGUUGUCUUUAAGAAACUUAUCAGAGAUAACGAACAUUGGCAUUUUCUCUAAAUAGCACAAUGUUGUUCGUUAAUAUUCUUUAAAUUUUAAACACAAUGCUUUUAGGUUUUUGUUUGAGCAGACGGAAAAGUAAAGAGAAAUUAUAGCCAGUUGUGUAGUUGUACUCUUUUUUACUGUAAUGCCUUGACAUCAAAUGCUUCGUAUUUAUUA